AUGAAGAAGGUCACAACAAUUGUUUCAAUAGUUUUGAUCUCGCUACUUUGUUUCCACGAACUCGUCUACGUUUCUUCGUCACCUUUCUUAUACGCAAGCCAGGUCUAUGAGGAAUCUUCUGCUGAAAGAAAACUUGAACAGGGUCGGGAACAUGCUCAAGAAUUGCAUUGCUCCAGGGAGAGAAGUAGGGCAGCUCGGAAAGUGAUAGACGAGUAUUUGACACCAUUUGUGGAACGAGAAAACUACCAGCUUUUGAGUAAAUGCAGACUUCACCCUGAAAAUGAUAUAUUCAUGGAUCAGGAAGAGCAUAAAAUCUUCAUAAAUACACACGAAUGGCGGUGUGGAUAUUGUAAGAAAAGCUUUCGGGAAGAGAAAUUUCUCGAUCAGCAUUUUGAUAACAGACACUACAAUCUUCUGAAUCUAAGUCAUGGUAAAUGCUUGGCUGAUGUAUGUGGGGCGAUGCAUUGUGAUGCUGUGAUGAAUUUCAGAUCCUCCAGAAGCAAGUGCAAUCCGACAGCUGCUGCAAGAAACCGUCAUCUAUGUGAGAGUCUUGCGGACAAUUGUUUUCCUAUUAGUGAGGGUCCUUCAGCAGGCCGCCUUCAUGAAUUAUUUCUGCACCAAUUUUGUGAUGCUCACACUUGCUCAGGGAAAAAUAAACCCUUCUCUCGAGGAGGCAAGGAUCAAAGUAGUUUCUUUCGCCUGGCUGCUGGAGCAUUGAUCUUGGUGCUACUUCCUGUGUUCUAUCUUUUUCUUUAUUUGGUACAAAGUGAUGCGAAGAAUCGAACACAAGAGCUUCGUCGGAUUUCAAAAGCUCAAUGGAAAGCCAAACCGUCAUGA
Molecule: messenger RNA, 837 nt
Organism: Sphenostylis stenocarpa
Lineage: Eukaryota; Viridiplantae; Streptophyta; Magnoliopsida; Fabales; Fabaceae
Source: the annotation of a GenBank genome assembly